Messenger RNA from Diorhabda carinulata, 2135 nucleotides. RefSeq names its product beta-galactosidase-1-like protein 3. The coding region runs from base 60 to 1985 and encodes 641 amino acids. Lineage: Eukaryota; Metazoa; Arthropoda; Insecta; Coleoptera; Chrysomelidae. The record is from RefSeq and is a predicted model, not a curated record. The transcript is spliced from 4 exons. Gene Ontology annotation, biological process: carbohydrate metabolic process. Gene Ontology annotation, molecular function: beta-galactosidase activity. Gene Ontology annotation, cellular component: vacuole.
AACAAUCAAAGUGAAUAUUAGUUUAAUAAUACAUUUAUAGAUAUAUUAUUGUGAUCAUAAUGGCUCUCUCUGCGGAUUACUCUGCUGGUCUUCCUACUAAUUAUGCCUUUUAUACCACAGGAGGCAUACAAAGUGGAUUAUCUGUAGACCAACCCUAUUUCACCCUCAAUGACAGGAAUAUUUCGAUAUAUAGUGGAGCUUUACAUUAUUUUAGAGUACCAAGAGCAUAUUGGAGGGAUAGGUUGAGAAAAAUGAGAGCUGCAGGACUUAAUACCGUUGAAACUUAUAUUCCAUGGAAUUUACAUGAGCCUCAAUCAGGUCAAUUUGAUUUUGGUGAAGGAAAUAAUGAUAUGUCGGACUUUCUACAUUUAGAAGAAUUUCUUAAGACUGCUCAAGAAGAAGAUCUAUUCGCUAUAGUUCGAUCAGGUCCAUUCAUUUGCGCCGAAUUCGAAUUCGGAGGCUUUCCUAGUUGGUUAUUACGUGACAAAGAACUUGAAAUGAGAACGAGUAAUCAAUCAUACAUGAAAUAUGUUACGAGAUUUUUCAAUAUGCUCCUUCCCAUGUUAGCUGCAUUGCAGUUCACUUAUGGAGGUCCUAUUAUUAUGUUUCAAGUAGAAAAUGAGUACGCAGUAUCCGGCAAAAAGGAUUUGGAAUAUUUGAAGUUAUUACGACAACUCAUGUUAGAUAACGGUAUAAAAGAGCUUUUGGUAACCUCGGAUAAUCCAGUUAGAGGAGCAGGUGGUACAAUACGAAGUCUCUUUUUCAUGACUGGUAACUUUAACACAGAUGCAAUCAACAAUUUAGAUAAACUAAAAUCCUAUCAACCUGACAAACCACUGAUGACAAUGGAAUAUUGGUCUGGUUGGUUCGAUUUUUGGGGAAGAUCUCAUAGUAAUGGUACACUAGAAAGUUUUGAGGAAGUUUACGAACAAAUUUUGAGCUAUCCGUCUUCUGUCAAUAUUUACAUGUUUCAUGGUGGAACAAACUUUGGUUUUUUGAAUGGCGCAGAGAAUUUAAAAUUUGACGACCUUGAAACAGAUUAUCAUUCAAUAAUCUCAAGUUACGAUUAUGGUGCACCACUAGAUGAAUCAGGGGAUUAUACUGAUAAGUAUUGGGCUGUUAAAGAGCUGUUAGAUAAAUAUAAUGCGAUAAAAACUAAACUCCCAGAUGUUCCAACGCCACCGAGAAAAAUCGCUUAUCCUGAAAUAAGUAUUCAGAAACAAUUGAAAAUUGAAGAAAUUUUACAUACAAUUUCCCCCGUCUAUUCCAAAAAUGUGGUAGCAAUGGAAACUAUAGAUAUUAAUAACAAUAAUGGUCAAAGCUUUGGAUAUAUUGUUUAUAGAAAAGUUCUAGAUAUUCCUGCUGGCGCGGUUUUGAAAAUAGAAGGAAGAGUUUGCGAUACGGUUAUGGUCCUAAUUAAUGGGCAGUUAGUUUCACCUUGGAUUUCUCGGGCAGUUGAUAUGAAUCAAUUUGGUACUUCCAGAAUCGAAAACAGUACUUUAACUCUUUCAACUGUUGAUGUUAAAAACGCUACACUCGAUUUAAUAGUUGAGAAUUGGGGAAGAGUAAAUGUGAGAGUUUAUAAACAAUACAAAGGACUCUGGCAAGGCGGAGUCCUUGUAAACGAUCAAUAUAUCACAGAUUGGCUGAUAUACCCUCUGGAAUUCAAGAGAUCCUGGAAUUAUAAUUUGAAUUUCAAUGAUGAUUAUGAUGAAAAUACUGUUGGACCUGUUUUAUAUCGAGGAAUUUUAAAUAUAGAAGGUGAGCCGGAAGACACUUAUGUGAAUAUGCGAAAUUGGAGAAAAGGAAUAGUUAUAGUUAAUGGAUUUGUUAUUGGUAGAUAUGCUAGAAUGGGACCGAUUCAAACCUUAUACUUACCAGCACCGUUAUUACAAGAAGGAGAUAACAGCAUUAUUGUAUUCGAACAUUUUAAACCCGACAGUAAAAUUCAAUUUGCAACGGGACAUUUAUACGAGUCUCAUUAACUAUAAAUAAUACUCAGAAAAAUACACAAAUCAUUUAUUUGUUACAGUAUGGUAGCUAAUUUGUGAGUUUUAUAUGACGGUGUAAGAAAUUCUAUGCUUUUAUUAUUUAUUAUGGAAUAUUAUGAAUGGAUAAUAAAAAAUUAUACUGAU